GAAAUUCUCAUCUUUAGUUAUAACUCAGACACAUUCUAUAAAGUUCUGUCGGCCUUUGGGAUACUGCAGACGAUAUUUUGGAUCAAUUUGUCAUCCUUGUCUCUGGUUGAGGUAAAGUCAGAUAGAGAUGUAUCAUUUUUGUCGGAAUUUCAGCAGAAACAUAAAAAUAAACUGGCUGGGGGAAUAAUAUUGCUAGGUUGGGGAAUAAUUUUUAUAACUUUCUUGUUUUUCUCUCUGAUGUACCCACUAAGAACAGUGAAAAAGAUAGCAUUACUGAAAAAUAACAAAGAAAUUCAACUAUUCACUUAUUCUUUCUUUGGAAAAACUCGUAGUUUAAAAGUGAAUCUAGAUGAUAUCAGUUGCAAACAGUCGAGGGAGGCCAAGGGUAGCCAUCUUCCUAUGAAAAUUAGAGGGAAAUUUUUUUAUUUUCUACUUGAUAAAAAAUCAGGAACUUUUCAUGAGCCCAAAUUAUUUGACCAAGUUGUCGGACUCAAUAGAUCACUU
Molecule: messenger RNA, 504 nt
Organism: Helobdella robusta
Lineage: Eukaryota; Metazoa; Annelida; Clitellata; Rhynchobdellida; Glossiphoniidae
Exons: 2
Biological process (GO): nervous system development
Cellular component (GO): mitochondrion
Source: RefSeq, a predicted model, not a curated record